This is a messenger RNA of Eimeria mitis, 1287 nucleotides long. RefSeq lists its product as uncharacterized. The record is from RefSeq and is a predicted model, not a curated record. The transcript has 4 exons. Lineage: Eukaryota; Apicomplexa; Conoidasida; Eucoccidiorida; Eimeriidae. Bases 1 to 1287 code for a protein of 428 amino acids.
AUGGAAUCGUUAGCAGCAAACUGCUCGAAAAGUAUAUCAGAUCUUCUGCAAGUACAAGAAAGAUGCCUCGAUAGAUUGGCUGUCUACGCACUGUUUCCUGGGAAAGAGGAGAGGCAGCUGUGUUCCACUCUCUUAGCCGCGUAUACAGAGGACCAGCAAGAAGCUGAACUGUCGGGUGUCAGUCACUUCGUAGUGCGAGUCAUCCAAACUUUAACAGAAAAAGGUAACGCCUUCAACUCUUCCCCAGCAUCGGCCCACCUAUUCUGGAAGGGAAACACAUCACCACUAAUAAUGCUGAUGACCUGGGAUGCACAGCUUCAUGUAGCGGCCGUCGAGAGGCUUCUGGAAAAGCAUCCAAUUAGUAACGAAGGCAGCGGAAACAGCCAUCCAGGUUCCAUCUGUUUCUCAGGACUGUAUCAUCAGGUGGUUCUCGCUCGUACAAAUACUGGCAGUCCAGUCAUUCCAGACAUACUUCAACUGGCCCAUACAUUCGCAGUUGCUUGCCUGCUACUGUUGACCGGACGUGCUUCCGCCUUCACUGCUACUCCGCUUUUUCCAUUUGUGAUGGAGCUUCUUGAUGACGACAUUUGGGAAGAGGACACUUUCGAGGAGGCCCGCACAACCCCCGUAACAAUCGACGGCAGUAGUGCUUCUGAAGUAUCGACUUCCCAUUACUGGGUCCAAUACAUUCAGCGCUUUCUCAUCAAAUGGUGGAUUGGAGGUUCAGGAGAGGCGCAAAUAUCGCGGACUCAAAAGCAUUGUAUCAGGCAAACCUUUGCAGAAAACGAAAUUUCCAUGUUUCAGGUUGUGGCAUACCUCUCAGCUUUUGUGAGGCCCUUGAGGAGUUUCCUACAGCAAAGCCUCGUAUUGCUACUAUGUUUGAAUGGAAACUUGAACACAGCGAUCAGAGUAAUCAGGAGGUUCGGAAACACUGUACUACCGCCACAAGGAGUACAGAAGUUCGUAGAAAUAUCGCAUUACUUAUCCUCCAUGUAUCCUUCUCCUAUAAGGUCGCCUCCGAACUACGGAAGGGAUGGCGAUUUCGGCAUAUCUGUGGGCAGUAUGGGAUUAUCCGUUGCUACCGGGCUCUCAGCGUGCAAGAGUUGCAGUCCAAGCUGCGAAAUGUUCCUUGGCGUUUUACCUCGCCAACACCCCCCGUCAGCACAGCGGUAUCUUGCUGAACGCAUCGUCACUCCCAGUCUCCCAAAAGAGUAUAUCAGGGAUCUGGGUGGGUUUCUGCUAAGGGCAUCGACGGCAAUGCGACAACAGCUGUCUAUGGAGUUGUAA